AUGCAUAUAUCGCCAUUUUCAUGCUUCUUUUUUUUUAUUAUAAAUCGUUUAUUUGCUGCACUUUGUUCAUGGUUAAUAACAUGUUUUACAGUAAUAAGAUUUAUAAAUAUAUUUCAACGAUUAAAUACAAUACGAUCAAAUAUUAUUUUAGUUAUAUGUUUAACAAUUAUAUUUUCAAUAGCAAAUAGUUAUUUAAUCGUUACAUUAGAUUAUCAUCGAGGAGAAGAAUUAUUAACAUAUGAUAAUUUUUCUAUUGAUACUAAUGAUUAUUCUCAUAAUUCAACACGUUGCUUUAUACGUCCUGAAUAUCACGAUGAUCCAUUAACAUUAUUCUUAAAUAUAAUUGUUGCAGGUUUUCUUAAUCUUGUUUUACCAUCUAUGUUAACAUUUAUUGUUAAUAUAGCGAUUGUAUGUUAUAUAAAACGUGUCUAUGAAACACAAAUUUGUGAGUAUACUGGCCGACGUUCAGAUAAUUCAGGAGCAAGCUAUCGUUCAACACGCUCAACAUUACUUUUCAUAUCAAUAACAUAUACAUUAUGUUAUUUACCGUAUUGUAUUAUUCAACUUCUUUUGAUACCAUUUGGUGAUAUAGUUAGUACUUUAUAUGAAUGGACUGAAAUAGCAUUUAUUUUACGUUAUAUUAGUCAUUCAAUUAAUUUUUAUGCGUAUAUAUUUACAAGUCAACGUUUUCGUCGUGAUAUUAUAUUAUUAUUUCGUAAUCUAUAUCGACCAUGUUUAUAUAUGAAAGAACGAAAUCGAAGAAGAAAGAAAACUAUUCGUGAACGUAUUGCACUUCAUCAUUAUCAAUUCGCAUCUGUACCUUCACCAGAUACUGUGGAAACAAAACUACCUAGUAAUCCAAGACGAUUAACACUUCUACGACUUCCAAAUCAAAAUCUUUAA
This is a messenger RNA of Adineta steineri, 903 nucleotides long. The record is from the annotation of a GenBank genome assembly. NCBI's taxonomy places the organism in Eukaryota, Metazoa, Rotifera, Eurotatoria, Adinetida, Adinetidae.